Messenger RNA from Oryzias melastigma (Indian medaka), 2500 nucleotides. Its product is annotated as gastrula zinc finger protein XlCGF57.1-like. Gene Ontology annotation, biological process: regulation of transcription by RNA polymerase II. Gene Ontology annotation, molecular function: DNA-binding transcription factor activity, RNA polymerase II-specific; RNA polymerase II cis-regulatory region sequence-specific DNA binding. The transcript is spliced from 2 exons. Lineage: Eukaryota; Metazoa; Chordata; Actinopteri; Beloniformes; Adrianichthyidae. The record is from RefSeq and is a predicted model, not a curated record. The coding region runs from base 72 to 1940 and encodes 622 amino acids.
AGCGCAGACUGCUGGAUAUCUGCUGGAAACCACAGCUUCAGCUCCACCACAUAGUCCUUCCCCAGCAUUGGAUGACUGAAGAGGAAGAACUCUGCAGACAGCAGAGGGACUUCAGAGAGGAACAAGAAGAUCUAGAACCUCCACAUUUUAAAGAGGAGGAGGAUGAACAUGAACCUACAUACUAUAAAGAGGAGAUGGAGGAACAAGAACUUCCACAAAUUGAAAAGGAACAGGAAAUACCGGGACCUUCACUGAUUAAAGAGGAGCCAGAGGACCUUUUCAUCAGUCAGGAUGAAGAGCAACUUGAUCUAAAGCAGGAGAUUGAUUCCUUGAUGGAGAUUCAUUCUUAUGAGGAAAAUGACCACAGUGAAGUAGAUCAAAACAAACAGAAGAGCUUCAGUGUAACUGAGAGUCAGGAUGAAGAAGUAAACCAACAUGAAGAAUCAACAUCAACUACAGACCCACAGAACAGAGAUCAGAGGAAGAAAAGAGACAGAAGUCAUGUCCAAAGUGUGGGAAGCUCUCGCAUGUCAGAAAGUCAGUGUGACUCUGAUGUUAGAAAAAAUCUGAAAAAGACAACUUUGGUUAGGAAAUGCAAACAAUCUCCUAAAGAAAAGAGAAUUUGCUCUUUGAAGUCAAAAGAAAGCUCAAGAAUAAUUAGUAAUCUACCUGACUACAUAGAAACUGGUUCUGAUCAAAUAUGUUAUAUCUGUAGAGAAUGUGAUAAACGUUUUAGUCAAAAAUCUUAUCUCAAAACACACAUGAAAACACACACAGGAGAAAAGCCUUUUUCUUGUAAAGAAUGUGAAAAAAGUUUUAGUCAAAGACCUCAUCUCAAAACACACAUGAGAACUCACACAGGAGAAAAGCCUUUUUCUUGUAAAGAAUGUGGUACAAAAUUUAGUCACAAAUCUAGUCUCAAAACACACAUGACAACUCAUACAGGAGAAAAGCCCUUUCCUUGUAAAGAAUGUGAAAAAAGUUUUAGUAAUACAUCUCAUCUCAAAAUACACAUGAGAACUCACACAGGAGAAAAGCCUUUUUCUUGUAAAGAAUGUGAUGCAAGUUUUAGUCACACAAAUAGUCUUAAAAUACACUUGAGAACUCACACAGGAGAAAAGCCUUUUUCUUGUAAAGAAUGCAAUGCCACUUUUGGUCAACUCAGUAAUCUCAAAACACAUAUGAAAACUCACACAAAGGAAAGGCCUUUUUCUUGUAAAGAAUGUGAUGCAACUUUUGGUCAUACAUCAAGUCUCAAAACACACAUGAGAACGCACACAGGAGAAAAGCCCUUUUCUUGUAAUGAAUGUAAAAAAAGUUUUAAUCAAUUAUGCCAUCUAAAAACACACAUGAAAACUCACACAGGAGAGAAGCCAUUUUCUUGUAAAGAAUGUGAUUCAAGUUUUGGUCGUAGAUGUCAUCUUGAAUCACACAUGAGAACUCACACAGGAGAAAAGCCUUUUUCUUGUAAAGAGUGUGACAAAACUUUUGGUCGUAUAUGUCAUCUCAAAUCACACAUGAGAACUCACACUGGAGAAAAGCCUUUUACUUGUGAAGAAUGUGGUACACGUUUUAGUCAUAUGUUUUGUCUCAAAACACACAUGAGAACUCAUACAGGAGAGAAGCCCUUUUCUUGUACAGAAUGCAAUAGAAGUUUUACUCAUGUAUGUAGUCUCAAAACACACAUGAGAACUCAUACAGGAGAGAAGCCCUUUUCUUGUACAGAAUGUGAUAGAAGUUUUACUCAUACAUGUAGUCUCAAAGCACACAUGAGAACUCAUACAGGAGAAAAGCCAUUUUCUUGUACAGAAUGUGAUAGAAGUUUUAGUCAUGCAUGUAGUCUCAAAGCACACAUGAGAACUCAUACAGGAGAGAAGCAUUUUUCUUGUAUUAAAUCUGAUACAAGUUUAAGUCAGUUUCACGUCUCAAUGGACACAUGAAAACUCACAAAACUAAAGUCUUUUACUUGUCAAUAUAAUAAAUAAUUUAGUGAAAACUUUAAAUUCUAAAAUUCUCAUCAGAAGUCGACCUCUCAGCCUCUACAACAAAGCCAAAUGCUUUAUUUUACUGGUGGUGGUGGUGGUGGGGGGGUUUGUCCUGUUUCCCAGAUUUUAAACUAAGUUUUUAACGUUUAAAACUCCUGGUGUCAACUCCUAUAGUGAUAAUGAACUCAAUAGCAACCUGAGCUUUCAUUACAUGUACACAGCCAAAGGCUUCAAUAUCACAUAUAUGCAGCAACUCCAUUAGAGCGAGGCACAAGUUAGUAUUAAAUGUGUAGAAAUACAUUUUUCUUAAGACUUGAUAUGAUAUUCUAACAUUCUAGGACAUUUUAGAUUUUCAUAAUCUCUAAGUCACAAUAAUCAAAAAUAAAAAAGCAAUACAUUUCAAUCUAUGUGUAAAGAUACUAGACAAUGAGCUUUACUGCUGACAAAAUAUGUUACAGUUUUUCGCAAAAUGAAUUAUUAUAGAAGUACCUGUAAAUAGAAAUGUGUUGUUUUAA